UGUUUUUUUUUUUUUUUUUUUUUUUUUUGGGGUCAUUUUCCUGUGCUUUUCCGAUCUACCACACCAAAAACCACAUCUUCCGUUACCAUCUCUUUCUCUUGCUCUGCAACUCUCUUUGCGAUCUUCUUCAUCAUCAGAAAAAAGCAAAACAAAGAAAAAUAUUUUAAGAUCCCAAACAAGGUCGUAGGCAUUUCUUUGGUAAAUUUACUUGCUGUUUUUUUUUUUUUUUUUUUUUUUUUUUUUUUGGUUUUUACACGUUGAAGGAGUACUGGGUACUCUGUAUUUUUCUGGGUAAUUUUGAAGAAGAAGAAGAAGUAGAAGAAGAAGAAAAAGAAGAAGGGAACAGGAAUUUGGGUUAUGGUAUUUUUGAGGUUAUUUUCUUGCAUGGAUCAUCAUGUGGAAUGGGAACCUCUUUUUUUGUGACUUUUUCUGAGGAUUUGGCAAGGUUUCAGCCAUGGCGGAUGGAGGGGUUGGUGCAGAAAGCUGGACCGACUCUUAUAAAGGAAUGUCCUCUGAUAACAUCAAGGGAUUGAUUUUGGCUUUGUCUUCAAGUUUCUUUAUUGGGGCCAGUUUUAUUGUUAAAAAGAAGGGUUUAAAAAAAGCUGGGGCUUCUGGGGUCAGGGCAGGCGUUGGAGGUUAUUCUUAUCUGUUUGAGCCACUUUGGUGGGUUGGCAUGAUAACAAUGAUUGUAGGGGAAAUUGCAAACUUUGCAGCUUAUGCGUUUGCGCCGGCUAUACUAGUCACUCCUCUUGGCGCAUUGAGUAUAAUUAUCAGUGCUGCACUCGCCCAUAUUAUAUUAAAUGAGAAGCUACAUGUUUUUGGGGUUCUUGGUUGUGUUUUAUGUGUUGUGGGUUCAACAUCAAUUGUUCUACAUGCUCCUCAAGAGCGUGAAAUUGAGUCCGUGAAGGAAGUAUGGGACCUGGCAACAGAACCAGCUUUUCUUUUGUAUGCGGCAUUUGUGAUAGCAGCAGUUAUAAUAGUCAUAAUCCAUUUUAUACCACAGUACGGGCAGACACAUGUUAUGGUCUACAUUGGGGUUUGUUCACUAGUUGGUUCUCUGUCGGUCAUGAGUGUUAAAGCACUUGGAAUUGCUCUAAAGCUAACAUUCUCGGGAAUGAAUCAGUUAGUUUAUCCCCAGACAUGGGUGUUCACCAUGGUUGUGCUUGCCUGUGUGAUCACUCAAAUGAAUUACUUGAACAAGGCUCUUGAUACAUUCAAUACGGCUGUUGUAUCACCCAUAUACUAUGUGAUGUUUACAUCUUUCACCAUUUUGGCUAGUGUAAUCAUGUUCAAGGACUGGGAUCGACAAAAUGCCACUCAAAUUAUGACGGAGAUGUGUGGGUUUGUGACAAUUCUUUCUGGAACGUUUCUUCUACACAAAACUAAAGACAUGGCUGAAGUUUCAUCACCAUCAUCACAUUCAUUCCGUGGCUCAAAGCACACAAUAGAGGAUGGAUUUGGCAUUGAAGCUAUGCCUCUUCGGGGACAAGAAUCCUCGAAAGCAUCCGAAUAAAUCCGAUUGAUUUAUGGUCUUAUAAUGUUUGUUCAAGAAUAUUGAAAGUGUUGGGGGAUGAGAGUGUCGCAGCCAUCGGGCUUAUUCAACAACUUUAUCAGCACGCCCUGCACGUUUUCAAGUGGAAAAGAAAAUGAAAGAAUCUUUGACUGGGGCUGAUACCCAUUGCCAUUGCUAUCAAAAUUGAGGUCGCUAUAAUAUACACCCUUCAACGUCCUCCCCUCGGUCCUUGUGAAGGAGCUAAUUGGGAAAAUUGUAACUUUUGAGCACAUUCAUUUACUCUUUAUGUUUCAAGUUUAGGAAAGAAGGAUGCAUUACUUGGGGCAUGUUUGGGUUUUGCUAUGAAAUUUAGAAAAAAGAAAAUUGGCAUAAAGUAUCAUUCAGGAUUAUA
Messenger RNA from Ziziphus jujuba (common jujube), 1904 nucleotides. RefSeq names its product probable magnesium transporter NIPA4. The transcript is spliced from 9 exons. Bases 455 to 1513 code for a protein of 352 amino acids. Gene Ontology annotation, biological process: magnesium ion transport. Gene Ontology annotation, molecular function: magnesium ion transmembrane transporter activity. The record is from RefSeq and is a predicted model, not a curated record. Lineage: Eukaryota; Viridiplantae; Streptophyta; Magnoliopsida; Rosales; Rhamnaceae. Gene Ontology annotation, cellular component: membrane.